CGCUGGAGCGGAUCAGAGCCGGACCUUCUCUCUUCCCGGCCGGAAAAUCUUGAGGCGAUUUUUUUCUUUAAAAACAUUAAGAGACUUGAGGAUGGUGGGGCAGAGCGACUAAAUCCCAUCUUCCUGUGAUUCUUUAGUCGGAAAACUGUCAAAAUCUGUGGGUAACUUCACAAGAUAAGAAAAAGGAUGGCAUCUAGAGUAAAUACCAGUUUCACUUUGAUUCCCAACCAGAAAUAUAGACGUAGUAGUCGUCGAUCCAGCCAUGUUUCCAACACCCUUAACCCAGAUUCUCAGCCCUUAUCAGCACUUGGAAAUUUUAAAGCCUUGCCAUUGGAAAUAUUCCAAAUAAUCUUAAGAUAUUUGUCAGUGAAGGAUAUCAGCAUGCUAAGCAUGGUGUCCAAAACAGUCAGCCAGCACAUUAUUAAUUAUAUCUCAACCUCAUCAGGAAGCAAAAGAUUUUUACUACAGGACUUUCAUGACCUUGAGCUGCCUGGCAAGAGACAAGACUCUGCUGUAUUGGAACACUACAGAUCUCUAGGUUUACUGUUUAAAAGAUGUACAUUGCUGCUACCCACAAAGGAAAGACUAAAGUACAUUCACAAGAUACUUGCAGAAGUUUCCUGUUUUAAAUUCAGUGGCUGUGCAACUCCUAUGCAAUGUUUAGGAUUAUCAUGUUAUGGCAUGUUUUUACAGACCUUAACAGCAGGUUGGGAUGAACUCGAGUGCCAUCGUGUUUUUAACUUCUUAUGUGAGCUGACUGAUCUCUCCCGCAAGAUGCAGACCAUUGUCUUCAGCAAACCAGGAAAUGCCCGAAAACUGGAGUUAAGGAUCAGACUGUUCUGUAGGAAUGUCCUAUUUGAUCAUUGGACACAUAGAAGUGAUUCUGCUUUUUGGUUGACACGUAUACUAAAACCGUGGCCAAUGGUGAAUCAGGCAAGAUUACUGUAUAUCAUCUUUGGACCAAUAUCUCCUCAAGAUGGACAAGUGGUUUGGCAGAAAAUGAUAGAAGAACCUACAGAUGAAUCUAGUCUGAAAGGUUUGGCUGAUGCCAUUAAAUUACUGUAUGACACAGGCAUCAAAGAGUGGACAGCAGAUGAUGUUAUCAGUCUUAUAGAUGAACUUUCAGUGGUUCCUCGUGAGUGGCUUCUAGAAAAUAAUGCACGUCUCCUAAUCCUAAGUGGGAAUGAUAUCUGUUUCACUUUCAUGGCUAGUAAAGCUGUGAAUGGACGGACCACUGAACUGGCAAGACUAAUAGUCUUUUUGGCUUUGGUGUGCGAGAAAGAACUAUACUGCAUGGAUUGGGCAGUUAAAAUGAUGCAAAGAGUCUGUAAAGUCUUUAGUACUUCAGUGGAAAAAAAUAACUUCCUGCAGAAUGUGGCAAAUGCAUUUGCAUGUAUUAUAAUGGAAAUGCUGCAGUCAAUUAUGUCUGGAGACCGUGAUGAAGAGGACAGAAUCUUUUUGAAUUUGUUCCAUCUUGUGCAUGCUCAGGCUAACUUCCACAAGGAGGUCCUGUAUUUGACCAUCAAUUCUGUCUCUACCUAAAUACUCAGAAAGCCUUGCAUUUAGAGACUACCUCACUGAACUAACAAUUAGAAGAAUGCUACUUUCCACAAUCAAAGAACAGCAUCCAAAGGACUUUUUAUCACCUAAGUCAUCCUAAAGUUGCAUAGAAUUUUAGUUGGCAACUGCUUAGACCAUUAUUAAUAUAAAAAUUAUAGGCAAACUCGAGAAUAUAUUGAGAUUUCUCUGGAAAACAAGCUGUACCUCUCCAGAUUUUGGUAAACCUAACACCAAACAAAAUGUAACUUUAGUGUCCAAGAAUCUGGGGUGAGCCAACCUGUAUGUGUGGAUCUUUGAAGCAAGAGAAAAAAUCUUGUUUUAUAAUUGAGCAGACCCAAAUUCAUUAAACAGUAUGUAUCUGUUCGCUUUGCUUAGAUUGUGUAGACAUAGCUUAGAAUGUUUUGUGAAGAUCUGCAAUAUGAUGUUUUGGAAUGGGCAGAUAUAAAUCACACUUUUAAUCACCUUCUUGGCAUAUAGUUACAAAGAACAUUAUAUUUUGUUCACAUUUUGUAUGAACCAACAGAUCAAAAACCAAAGGAAGUAUGUGUAUAUCUGUAUAUCCAUAUCCAUAUAUGUACAUAUCAAAUGUACAUAUACACAAAUAUAUUUAUUUAAGACAAAUCAUAUAAAAAGUCUAUACAUAGAGAGGGGUACAUAUUGUUUUAAUGCAAAUCAUCUUUUAUUUCCUGGGGAUUAAAGUAAAGUGUUGCAAAUAAGGGAAAAUAUAAAAUGAAAGAAAAGUACCUAUUCUGCUGCCAGCACAAUGUGCACAAAUAAUUUACACUUCUUCCUAAAGCUUUUCUCCCUAUCUUAAAGUAGAACUUGAAGGAAACUGGAGGCAUGGAUGGUUAAAGCAGCCCAUGAGUGGGGUUUUUCUUCACUCAAGUAAAUGAAUUCCAAGAAGCUCCAGGACUAUUUCAGUCAGACUAGCAUCUGCCACCACCACUUUUACUAUUAAAGUAGAAAAUAAUAGUGCCUAAUGGUGCUGAAAUGCUGGAGCCCUCCUGGAUCUCCCAUCUUCUUGGGUUUGAUCAUUUUACUUCUGCUGAAGACACACCCCUUCCUACUCGAGUUUUCAGAGGCUGGCUUUCUCUUCCUCGGCCCUUCACUUAACUCACCUCUCAAGCUGAUAAAGGGAAAAAACAUUAGAAGAUAUAGAAAUUACCUGCAGAAGUAGGGUAUAAAUUGUGGGAAAUUCUCAAGUAUUUGGUAAGAGGGUUCAGUAAGAGAUUUAAUAGGAUUGAGGAAGAACAAAAAUUGUGGAGAAAAUAUAAAUUUUGAUAAGAUUUUAUUAUAUUUCAAUAGCAGAAGCACUUAACCUUAUUUUAUGCAUGAUCAGAAAUUAACUGCCUUUCUUUGGUGGAUUGUCCACCUAUAAUUCCAUCGGUGGCAGAAAUUGUUUCUCCAGAGUUUAUCAUUUGUAGAGUUAUGCAAAAAAACAAAGUCCUUGCUUUUAUCCUGGUUUCAUUUUCUUCUCAAUUUCAUUUUCUUCCUUCCAAUUCACCACUAAAUUAUGAAGAUUAAAAGUUGGCAGAUACCAGAGUACAAAACAUCUUAGCUAGCUUUUUCUUUUCUCUCUCACUUUUAUUCUCAUACAUGCUUUGGAAAACCUGAUCCAUUUAUUUAUCAAAACACUGGUGAUUUCAACUUGAGAAUAUACUAGAUUAUUUGGGGAAAAAGAAGAAAAAUGAAGGAAAAAAGUAAAAAUUUUAAUAUAAAUAGUGAAUAUUUUCAGUAUUUUACUAGAUAGGUGUUAAGUUUCUUUCUCUUAGAGAAGCAUUUGUCAUUGUGAAGUUUCCUUGCGUUCCCUGAAUUAUCCAAGUCUCUACGGCAGUUAUUUUCAGAAAGUCUACAAAAGGAGAAUAGUUUAAUUUAAAAGAUUUUUGACCUGGAUUUUGAAUCUCAUCACAUACUUGAACUGAAAUGACUGCUGCUGUAAAUUUUUGAAAACACAUUAUUGCAUUAUUCUCGAUAAUUGUGAGAUUAUCUCGCUCUCCCCAGAAAUUUGGAACAUAGAAAAUCUGAUUCAUUCUUUGGGUGUAGUAGAUAAAUGAUAUCAUCUUGCUACCAAGUAAACUGAAAAUUUAUUCAUUCAAUAUUAAUAGACAAAAAUUUCCUCAAUCCAGCAGUCCAAUUUUUUGCUAAAUACAUUUGUCAUUAAGAAUAAAGUAUGAUAUCAAAUUUUAAAGUGGGCACUUAACUUGCGAUGGCAUAUAUUAUCAUUAAUAUUGAUGUUUAAGUGAUGGUAUAUGCAAUCAUAGUGCCACAAAAAAGGAGUAUGUGCAAAAUAAAUAGCCUAAAAACAUUAGGACACUGUUCACUUCUAACUCUAGAAUAGUCAUAACAUAACAACAUACACUACUAGCAAGUCAAAUCAUUUAUCCUGUACCUUUUUCUGAAUUAGAAGAUUAACCUGGGCUUCUAGCUCUUUUUUCCUUUUGAUAGUGAUUUCCUCAGUCUCCUUUGACUUCGAUUUUUAGGAUGAUUUUUACUUCCACGAGAAGGCAAGCCCCCAAAAGCUCAAUGACAUGUUAUAUUUAUCUUUACUAUUGUUUCUAAACACACACACACACACACACACACAAUACCAUAAUAGUACUAAUAACAAACCAAUGAUGCUACUUUUCUUAGAAACUAAAGUUUAUAUCUUGUGACAAAUACUCUGUACCUUAUGAAACCAUAAAACAUCUAUUCUUAACACUUUUUUGGAUAAUUCCUUCUCACGCCCUUCUGACUCCUCAGCUUUAUCAUUUUCACAGUGGAGGCAGUAAAUUACUAUACUUGGGAAGCCUUUCAGGCAUUUAAGAGUUCAAGGCUGCUCUCCAUAGCAUGAACAAGAGGCACCUAUUUCACACCUUUCCUGUCCUCUGAUGACUUAGUUCAUGCUUCUAGUUGUUCUGUUAAUAACAAAGAUUUUAUUGCCAGGAUAAUUAUUCACCUUUGGAGAUUAGAGCAAGUGUGAAGUGCCCAGCAGAAGGUACAACUGGAGGAACCAUCUUAUAGUACUGAAUUACAUGAUUACAGAUUUUUAUGUCAGUAAAUAUUGUGAAGGGUAAAAACACAAAGCUGCUACAAAAGCCUUUUAUGUUAUUGGAUACCUUACUAGCAAUAUAAGUUCUUUACCAAAAUUCCACUAGCAGGUAGCUGUGAAACCUGUAAGAAAUCAGGCUGUGGACAUAGGCUCUUUGGUUUAUUGAGACAUCACUAGAAUAGGAAAGAUGACCUCAAAGAUAGUUGUAUUGGACAGUCUUCUCUAGGUUAAAAAAAAGUGCCAAAGGACUAAGAAUACUUUUUUUUUUUUUUUUUUAUCAAGAAAGCAAAUAUAAUUCCAGAAAAUUUUUCAAGUAACUAGAGACUUAUAAAAAAACUAAAAAAACAGCAACCUUAGUAU
Miniopterus natalensis is the source of this 4951-nucleotide messenger RNA. RefSeq names its product F-box protein 47 (gene FBXO47). The record is from RefSeq and is a predicted model, not a curated record. NCBI's taxonomy places the organism in Eukaryota, Metazoa, Chordata, Mammalia, Chiroptera, Miniopteridae. Gene Ontology annotation, molecular function: protein binding.